UGAAAUGUUACACCCAUAGAAUUGAUGGAAUGAAGGGCUUGGAUGAAUAUCUGAUACGAGCUGAACAAGUAAAGAAUAUUAAGCAGUGUGAAGAUCAAUGCAACGAUGAUGCAGCUUGCAGGGCCUUCCGAUAUCUUCCAAGACAUAGCUUUUGCUUUUUAUACAAACUACAACAAUAUAUUGAAGACAAUAUCAGUGAAAGCCAAUUUUAUGUAAAACGUUGUAUUCUAUGUUACAUGAAUGCAACAAAAAAUGCCAAAGGACGAGAUGAUGAAAUUCAAACAGUUUGGGAAGCAUCUUCGCUUAAGGAAUGUGAGAUUCGAUGUAUUAAAACUGACGACUGUAGUGCUGUUCAUUUCGAUGGGCUGAGAUGUUUAAAAUUUAACACUAAAACGGAACCAAUGCAGAAUACAGGCACUGACUUUUCUUCAAAGAUAUGUGUAGAGUUCAGCGAUAUAGCACUAGAAUAUGAUGGUGACAAAUACAAGCAAAACGGGAAUAGCUGAAUAAAAUGGAGUAGUGCAAAAUUAUUGAAUUUUGAAAGUUAAUUGAGGAAUAAAAUGUGUUGAGAAGAAGAAAUGCUAAAAAAACAGCUAAAAAACUCAGA
Messenger RNA from Mytilus trossulus (common blue mussel), 607 nucleotides. RefSeq lists its product as uncharacterized. Bases 30 to 506 code for a protein of 158 amino acids. Lineage: Eukaryota; Metazoa; Mollusca; Bivalvia; Mytilida; Mytilidae. The record is from RefSeq and is a predicted model, not a curated record. The transcript has 2 exons.